Molecule: messenger RNA, 918 nt
Organism: Exophiala aquamarina CBS 119918
Lineage: Eukaryota; Fungi; Ascomycota; Eurotiomycetes; Chaetothyriales; Herpotrichiellaceae
Exons: 2
Coding region: 1-918 (305 amino acids)
Molecular function (GO): hydrolase activity, acting on ester bonds
Source: RefSeq, a predicted model, not a curated record
AUGCAGUCGGAGGUCUCGCAGACUUCAGCAAUUAUCCCUAAUUCUUGCCAAUGGAAUAUCAAAAACCUCAAGGGGGAUUCGUACCUCAUACAAGCGGCAUGGCCGCUGGCGUGGGACACGAGCACCAAGAAAGGAGACAAAGUUCCAGUCUUCUAUGUCCUUGACGGCAAUGCAUACUUUUUCGGUACGGUAGAGGCUGUGCGUAGGAAUGGAGUGCUGCCAGGAGGCAAAGAUGGAAUAGUCAUCGGAAUUGGAUAUCCCCAAUCCAAAUUUCCCUUCGAUGCGAGAAGGAACGUUGACUUGACGCCACCUUCGCCUCAUUACACAGCUCCUUCAAGUCCAGACGGGAAGAUUUUUAUGGGCGAGCAUGGUGGAGCUACAAAAUUCAUCGAGUUUCUCGUGAACACUGUCCGUGAGUUCCUGUUCGCGGGACCGUUCUCUCGCCAGGCUGUGUCCACGGAAACGCUAGUUGGCCACUCCUACGGUGGCCUCUGUACACUGCACGCGUUAUUCACCAGGUCUACUCCCUUCCACGCCUUUGUCGCUGUCAGCCCUUCUAUUUGGUGGAACAACCGGUUCUUAUUGUCUGAGCAAGAGAGCUUCCUCAGCGACAGCGUGGACACGAGUGCGGAUAAAGAUCGGCCCAGGCCCUCGUUGUUCUUAUCUUACGGAUCAUAUGAACAAGCUCCUCGCCGUCUGCCAACCUGGACAGACGAUGAGUACCGAACACAAACUGAUUGGUUUCAGCAAAAAGCGCUUGGCGAGAACGCGGGAAGAAUGUAUGGUGAACUCAAGACAUCUCACCAUUUUGAGGAAGUGCGCUUGAAAGUCUACCAAGAUGAAGACCACCUCAGUGUUGCGAUGUGUGGGAUCAAUUGGGCCAUCUCGUGCAUCGUAGACCGGGCGCGAUUUGAAUAG